CGCAGACUAGCUGAGCUGAGCUAGCUGAGAUAGCAAAAGCGAAAAAAAAAAGGCUGAGAACGUACAGUACAGUAGUUACGUGACAUCUCAGCUCAAGGAAAUCUCAUUUGUAUGUGUAUUCUUCUCAUUUGGAAAAUCAAACCGUGGAACGUUCUGAGGCAACAGAGGGAGUGACAUCUUUUUCUGACUGUGUACUUGGAUCAGGAACCCUUGGGAUCAACGGAUCAAAGGUUACCCCUGUAUUUGCAAAGAGGCCACGUCCCUAAAGAUGGAACAGGAACAGGUCACGGUUUUGAAGCUAUCCGUCGAUGAGACGAAAGGCCUGAAAGAGGGUAUCAACCUCAUCAAUCGCUCCGAGAACGAGAAGUACGUCAUCUACAGGGAACCAGGUAGCGACGAGUUCAAGGCUUGCCGUAACAAGUGUAAACAUCAGGGUGGGACCUUCAUCAAGGACAUCGAGGACACGGCGGGAUGUGUGAUAAAGUGCACAAAACAUGGUUGGAAGCUGGAUGCGAAAACGAUGCGUUACACCAAUCCACCUGACAGCUUCAGACAAGAACAGUUAGUAUCUGAGGUAGAUGAUGAAGGGAGCAUGUCGUUGAUUGAACUCAAGCCCCCACAGCCGUGGGAGACAGACGCCAGAGAGAAAGUGCCCUUGGAGGUCGGAGAAGUCAAGAUAACCUACUUGACCCACGCAUGCAUGGAGCUGAACCUUGGGGGCACCGUCAUGUUCACAGACCCCUGGCUGACCGGCCCAGCGUUUGCCAGGGGAUGGUGGCUGAUGCACGAACCGCCCGCUGACUGGCUGGAUCGAUUGGCCAAAGCAGACUUUAUCUACAUCAGCCAUGUACAUUCAGAUCAUUUAAGCUACCCAACUCUGGAGCUCUUAUCGGCAAGGAACCCAAACAUUCCUAUCUACGUAGGCGAUACAUCCAUGCCUGUUUUCUGUAAACUCAAGCAGAGUGGAGUCAAACUCAACAACAUCAACGUUCUCAAGUUUGGCAAGUGGCACGAGAUCAACAAGGAUACUCGUUUCAUGAUCAUGAUGGACGGCGUUCAUCCCGAUAUGGAUACCUGCAUCCUGAUAGACUACAAAGGCCAUCUCAUCCUGAACACAGUGGACUGUACCAAUCCUAACGGGGGUCGCUUACCCAUUGAUGUUGACAUCAUGCUAAGUGACUUUGCCGGGGGUGCGUCGGGCUUCCCGAUGAACUUCUUUGGUGGGAAGUACACAGAGGAGUGGAAGGGACAGUUUAUCAAGCGAGAACGUAACAAGCUACUGUACUACAAGACCCAGGUUGUCAGGGAUGUUAACCCGACUGUCUUCUGCCCCUUCGCUGGCUACUUUGUUGAAGCACAUCCAUCAGACGGAUACAUCCGAGAGACGAACACCAAGAACGAUGCGGCCUCUCUCAAUGCUCUGAUCAACAAGUAUUCCCCGGAGAUCAAGACUUGGACCCCGAGACCUGGAGCCACGCUCGAUUUACAGAAAGCUAUCCAGGGAGACAGUAAUUACAUACAAGAGUCGCCACCAGGCACAAAAGUCUUCAAGGAUAGCUGGGACUUUGAGAAGUACCUCAACGGGGUGAACGAGUCUAUUGAGCAUGAGAUCUUCGCGUAUCCUGAGUGGAUCAAGGUCUACUACAAGUGGGCUAAAUUCCACAGCUAUAACUUGGUCGUGAGGAUGAUAGAGACGGAUGAUGACUUCAAGGAUAUAGACGGAGGCUAUAACUUCUUGAUUGAUUUCAGUGGUCUAGAAGCCACGUUCCCUACUGAGAGACCAAGCAGAGAGCAUAAUUACCUUGAGAUCAAGAAUAGAAUCGGAGUUCACAGACAGACAGUGUUGAAGGGGCUCUUCUGGGACGACCUGUACAUUGGAUUCAACAACCAAAUCUCAAGGACUCCCGACACAUUCCAUUACCUGUUCUGGAACCACAUGCAGAUCUUGCUCCCGUUCGAGCCCCCUAAUUGGGACGAGUUUCUGGACGAAAUGAAGGCGAAGAACAGUCCGAAGAAAGAUGUCUGGAAACCGUCUCAUGCACAGAUAACAAAUGGCAAGCACACUGUAUAUGCUGGUGGAGACAAUGGACUCAAGAAUGGAGGUCCCGGCGCCGCCAAGCCCAAGGGAGGUAACAAAGGGGACCUCAUGAAAUGGCUGGUCCCCAUCGGCAUAGCAGCCCUAGCUGCCGGCAUUAUGAUCUGGAGAAUGAAGUAGAGGAGAGGGAGCAGCGAAAUGACACAGCUCUGCUGUUGAUCGAAUCUGCCCAGUGCAUUUGAAACUAAUAACAAUAAUAAUAAUAAAAAUGGUGCUUAUAAAUCGCCUACCACCGAAAUCUCUAAGAGCUAUAACAAAAAAAAUACAUUGAUAAACAAUCACAUAUUAAACAAAACAAAAAAUUACAUAUAAACCUGCAAAUUACAAUACAUCUGAAAUAUACAUCAAUGUGAACAGAGUAAGUUAAUCAUCAAAAACUGUGACACGUAGCUUUAUAUAUUAUUAUUAUUAGUCCAUCCAGCUUUGCAAGCUUAGGCAGCUGAGAUGUAACAUAAUGAAACAUCUAUGGAAAGGAUACAUUGUGUAUAAACAUGUCCAUAUAAAGCAGCUUUGGGAUAUAUAGGGUUUAUGUAUAUUUAGAGUAGAGACGGGUUCUCCAGAAAGAUAUUUAUCUCUAUGUCUCUCCUUUUUAUUCUUUCUCUCUCUGAAAAAAAACAAGUCAGUUUUCUACAAACCCUGAAUCUGAUUUCAUUUUCAAUACCAGGGUUUUCCGAUGUUAUCACAACAAUAACUUGCAUCAUAAUUACAUCUACAUCAAUAACGCAGAUCAAGAAAUUUGUUCUUACUUGAUCAAAGUAGCAGUUCACGUAAGUCUCCAAUAUCUAUUCAUGUUGCUCAGAUUAUAUAUAUUUUUUACAGCAUUAUAUAAAUUAAUUCUUGCAAUCAUAUCAUGUAAUUGAGAUCAAUUGUGCUAAAUCAUGUUUAUGCAAAUUCCGUUUAAUGUUGAGCCAACAAAUAUUUGUGAUAGUCUUCUGAAAAAUUUGAACAAUGAAGGAUACAGUGCAUUUGAAAUCUGGGGCCCGUUUCACAAAGCCUUUUGUCAAUGACAAAUGACAAAAAUCAGUGACAAAUCUACUGAUAACCAAUCAGAAGCAAGGAUUUCAGUAGCUUAUAACAAAAACUGUCAUUUGUCACUGAUGACAAGUUUUGUGAAACGCCCCCCUGAUGAGAGCGAGAUGGCCAGAAGGGCGUGUUUACUUUUGCAAUUAGUUUAUUGCCCUUCUGGCUUUGAGCAAAUGAUUUUUUUGUAUAAUAUAUGCAAGAUCAAACAAUUAAAGUCUACCAAUCAUCCAAGAAAUAAAUGAUUUGUUAGAAUGUAUAGAACAAACCUCAAUCAAACUUCACCUGGCAUCCUGUAGGUGGACGGUAAAGGAUUUUGUAUGAAAAACAAUACAGGAUACCAUAAAAUGGCGUGUACGGUCCGACCUGGGUCCGACCUGGGUCCGACCUGGGUUCUGUGCGUUCCUUCUUCAAUGCAAGCACAUACCAGAGCUGCCAACUACUCCGUUUUUUCCUUCAAAUACGGUAGUACAUUUUUUUUGAUAAUUAAAAAAAAAUCUUUUGUUUUUGAGGAAUGAACAUUUCUGCAUUGGAAGUUUGUCGUGCAUAGUUGUAAGUUUCGUUUUAAUAAAUUGCUUUUUUUUGCUUGAAAUUCUUUUUUUGGGGUCGUACAAGGUUGGCAGCUCUGACAUACCCAUUGGGUCAACUAGUCCACUCAACAAGUUGAUUUACUGUUCACUAAGCGUAUAUUUGUACAUAAAUGUCCAUUUGUAGAAGUCAACAUUGAAGUUAUAUUAGUAUAUGGACAUGGAACCUUUAUAUUAAGAGCAAGCACAUACAAGGUGGUCAAUUAGUCUGCUGAACAAGUGUUUCAAUGAAUAUUUCUAGAAGAACACAUUUAUAUUAAUAGGCUUAAGGAUGUAUAAGGAUGUAUAACAAGUUUUGGUGAUUGGUAAACUAUAAAUGUAUAUGAUGAGCGCUAGAAAGGCAUUAUUUCUAUGUUUAAGUGCUGUAACAUGUAAUCAACAGCAUUCUAGCUCUCGGCAGGUGAAAGGUCAAUUUAAUGUAGCCAGUUACUAUAACAACAGAUGGAUAACUUUGACAAUCUCCAUUUUUUUGAACAAUCAUGUGAUUAUCAUAUUAAUGAUAGAUUUAUGAAGUAUUGUAUUAUCUUUUCAAUGCAGAUUGAAGCCUGAUCAUGUGAUUAUCCUAUUAAUGAUGGAUUUAUGAAUUAUUGUAUUAAUCAUUUCAAUGCAGAUUGAAGCCUGAUCAUGUGAUUAUCCUAUUAAUGAUGGAUUUAUGAAUUAUUGUAUUAUCUCUUCAAUGCAGAUUGAAGCCUGAUCAUGUGAUUAUCCUUAGCUAUCAAUGAUGGAUUUAUGAAUUAUUGUAUUAUCUCUUCAAUGCAGAUUGAAGCCUGAUCAUGUGAUUAUCCUAUUAAUGAUGGAUUUAUGAAUUAUUGUAUUAAUCAUGUCAAUGCAGAUUGAAGCCUGAUCAUGUGAUUAUCCUAUCAAUGAUGGAUUUAUGAAUUAUUGUAUUAUCUCUUCAAUGCAGAUUGAAGCCUGAUCAUGUGAUUAUCCUAUCAAUGAUGGAUUUAUGAAUUAUUGUAUUAAUCAUUUCAAUGCAGAUUGAAGCCUGAUCAUGUGAUUAUAUUAAUGAUAGAUUUUAUAAAUUAUUGGUAUAAUCAUGUCAAUGCAGAUUGAAAAACUUGUCGGUAUAUUGGUGAAUGUAUGAUUAUGUUUCUAAACACAUAUUAGAUAAUUGGAUUUUGACAAUAUUUUUAGUAACGAUUGAUCAUGUUUUUGAGCUGUGAAUGAUUCCUUUUACAAAUAUACUUGAUCAGGUAUUGUAAUAAGACAUUAAAUCUGUGCACAGUGUAAAAACAGAAAUGUUUGCAACCUGAAACUUUGGUGAUUUGUAAACAACAGAGAUUGAACAACAAGAAGCUUUCCAAAAUCAUCACAAAAUUGGUUCAGUUGUCAUUUGAGAUUCAAUUACUAGCAUCUUGCAGCACGAAACUUUCGUUGAUCAUAACCAUCAUUGAUAUCUGCGAGUGGGUACGCGUGUAUUAACUCACCAAGACUACUCAACAACGGUUUAUUGUUUACUGAGAACAUAUUAAAAUUGCAGUAUCCCUUUGUAGGAGUAAUUUUUGAAGCUCAUUCAUACUUUGAGUACUAGCAAGUCUUCAAAUGUGUUAUCAUUUAGCACCGUAUACGGUGGGCGUAUCUCAUUUACUUCCAUCAAUAUUAGGUGCAAGGAAGAAAGCGAAAAAGGCUUCAAGUCACACGUCUUCAUAUCCUUCUUAUGUAUAUAUACAUGUACUUCUACUUCUAUUCUGCUACUUUUCAAAGCCUUUUCAGCAUCUAGACAUGGACAUCUUCUUUUUUUUUGUUCCAUUACAAUGAAGGUGCAAGAACUACCAGGUGCACAUGUUAUGUAGUGUUCAUGAAAGUGCUCUUACAUGUACUAUGUGAUUGUAUGUUUGUUCCGCCCGCAUUAUUUGUACUCUAUUAUGUACUCAGAUAUCCGUUUACAUCGAGAUGUUUAGCCUGCCGUUAUAUUGUAUUCCAAGUAAACAUACUGUAAAGUUUGCAAUUUUGUUAAGAAGUUGAUUUUUUGGCAUUGACUCUGAAGUUGAUCAUUGAUGGUGUAGGUUUCUUCUUUUUUUUAAAAUGUUAGCCUAGAUGUGUGUGUGUGUGUGGGUGUGUAUGUGCAAUGUGUUUUAGUUUAUGUCCUUCUGAUAAGGAAUUCAUUUAAAAUAGAAAUCAGCAACACGUACCAUUCUUCCAUCCAUUUGAUUUUGUGUUUUGUUUUUUUAGUUACCGUAAGCUGCAGGCAUUCAUUCCAUUUUUAACUGCAUUUUAUUGUUUUCUCUGAUGUAUAAAGUAAGAGUUGUUAUUUAUUUUCAUUGUGAAAAUCAACCAGGAAAUCUGUGUUGGAUCAAAAAUGAAGAUAAGAAUAAUGAUAUUCAUAUCUGUAUAUCGCUUAGUUCUAAAUUUCAAAGCACUUUACAUAGUACUUUGUGUAAUUGUUAUGUGCACACACAGACACACGUUCAUCGGUAAUUCAACUAAUUCUUGUGUCAACUAAUUCUGGUGUCUGCAAAUUGCAAUGAAGUGCACAUGGAUACUGACUUUAAUACCAUGUGGCUUUUGAUAGUCACAUGUUCAAUUAUAAUUUACCAUAAGGUUCAUUGAACGAUCUAGGGGAAAUGGAUGGUAUUUGAUUCCACUUAUAUUAACCAGUUGACUUCCGAAUUGUUUGAUUGCCAUAGGCUUAAUACUGGAGCCAGCCGGUAUCGAGAAUCGAUGGGUUGAUGAUGUGAAUUGUGAAAGUCUGUAUGAAAAUCAGAGUGUUGCGAUUGUAAGAGGAUAGCAAAUUGAUUUCUUCCUUGGAGAAACAUACCAGCUAAUGUUACCACAGGUGCGUAUGGAACAGAUGGUCUCAAACAGGCACUCAACCUUGAUCGAUACUCAGAUUGUGGUUUGGUAUCCAAUUACAAUGCAAUAGGCUAUUUUGGUAUUGUAAUCAAAUUGAAUGCAUACAUCUUUGUAAAGUGCCUCGUUACAAUUCAUCUCUUACGAAGAGUAAAUUUACUUCAAUAGUCAGAAUGCAGAUUGCAUACAUGUACAUAAGCUGUUGCUAUUUAGGGCAGACAUGGCUAGAACGAAAAAUAUGGUAAACCAAAAUUAUGUGACAAAUUCAGACAAAUUAAUUUCUUUUCUUUUUUUGAUGUUGACUGAAAUUUUAUAUUUCUAAUUAAACGACAUAAUCUGCAGAAAUAUUUAUUGAUUCGCAACUAAAAUGCAUCUUUUUCUAUUACACAAUUAUGUUGUCACAUAAGUUGCUGUGUCCUAUUUAUUAUAUCAAAUCGCUGAUGAAUAUAAAAUCUGAAUAAAUUCAAUUCUUGUUUUGGAUCUGAAAAUGUUACGUGUAGUACCAAAAAUAAAGUAAUCCAAAGUCAUGCUGCUUAUAUAAGUUAGACAUUAAUUUCUUUUUUGUUUAAAAUGUUGACUGAAAUUUUAUCUUUCUAUGUACAUGACAUAAUCUGUAGUGAUAUUUAUUGAGUCAGGACUGAAACUCGCCUUUUUCUAUAACCUAAUCAUGUUGUCCCAUCAUUUGCCGUGUCAUAUUUCAUACAUACUGUAUGUGUAGAUCAAAAUCACUGAUGAAUACAAAAUCUGAAUAAAAUCAGUUCUUCUGAA
Messenger RNA from Strongylocentrotus purpuratus (purple sea urchin), 7260 nucleotides. It is a transcript of the gene cmah, whose product is annotated as cytidine monophosphate-N-acetylneuraminic acid hydroxylase. Lineage: Eukaryota; Metazoa; Echinodermata; Echinoidea; Camarodonta; Strongylocentrotidae. The coding region runs from base 269 to 2215 and encodes 648 amino acids. The transcript is spliced from 17 exons. Gene Ontology annotation, molecular function: 2 iron, 2 sulfur cluster binding. The record is from RefSeq and is a predicted model, not a curated record.